AUGCCAUCCUUCAAGAAUCUCCUGGCUGUUGCCCUCUCCGUGACUGCCGCAACCGCAGCGGCUACCUGUCCUACAAACUGGCUCUCAGACACAUACAAUGUAACAAGAUGCUGUUACGGCAAUAUGCUUCUUGAAGAUACCACGGCUUACUGCUGUGUCUACGAUACAAACCCCGACGCUACAGCAUCCAGCACUGUGACAGCAACCGCCUCAGGUGAUGCGUGCUUUACAAAGAUCCCUUUCACUGCGACUAACUACUCGGAUCUCGUUUCUUCGGCUUCGUCUAAGCUUGUGGCGACGGCUACUGCUACCUCUUCGGAUGCUUCUUCUUCGACUACUUCUGCUGCUACAAGUGGAAGUUCAGGCUCUGCUUCUGUCUCCGGUGCUAGCUCGACAUCUUCUGCUGCGGCUGUGCCGAUUGCUACGGCUUGUGAAGUGAUUAUGGGUGGUGCGGCUAUUGUUGCUGGUCUUUUUGUGCUUUGA
This is a messenger RNA of Penicillium angulare, 483 nucleotides long. RefSeq lists its product as uncharacterized. The transcript has a single exon. The coding region runs from base 1 to 483 and encodes 160 amino acids. Lineage: Eukaryota; Fungi; Ascomycota; Eurotiomycetes; Eurotiales; Aspergillaceae. The record is from RefSeq and is a predicted model, not a curated record.